Penicillium digitatum Pd1 is the source of this 1521-nucleotide messenger RNA. RefSeq names its product FAD-binding oxidoreductase. The record is from RefSeq and is a predicted model, not a curated record. Lineage: Eukaryota; Fungi; Ascomycota; Eurotiomycetes; Eurotiales; Aspergillaceae. Gene Ontology annotation, molecular function: oxidoreductase activity; FAD binding.
AUGCUUCUACAACUACUCCUUUUGGCAGUGAGAACCAUAUCGCUGGCCCUUGCUGGUCCCAAUGAGGCAUUGAAGGCAUGCUUUGGGAAUGUUCUGACAGACCGCGGAAAUUUUGCCUUUGCUGGCGAUCUGUUCUAUGACCGCAUUGUGAAUCGCUACAACCUGAACAUUCCGGUUACUCCAGCAGCAGUGGCCUUUCCCACCUCUACUCGAGAGGUGGCUGCUAUAGUCAAAUGCGCCGCAGACAACGGAUAUCCAGUCCAGGCCAAAAGUGGAGGGCACAGCUAUGGCAAUUACGGUCUUGGAGGAACGGACGGUGCCGUUGUGAUUGACUUGAAACAUCUCCGACAAUUCUCCAUGGACAACACAACUUGGCAAGCGACUAUUGGGGCAGGAAAUCUGUUGAGUGACGUGACACAGCGGCUGCACCACACUGGUGGACGGGCUAUGUCUCACGGAAUUUGUCCUCAAGUCGGUUCUGGGGGCCAUUUCACAAUUGGUGGUCUUGGCCCAACUUCACGUCAAUUUGGUGCCGCACUUGACCAUGUACUGGAGGCUGAAGUGGUUCUUGCCAAUUCGAGUAUUGUAAGAGCCUCUGCCACGGAAAACCAGGACCUCUUUUGGGCGAUCAAGGGUGCGGCCUCGGGCUACGGUAUCGUUACCGAGUUCAAGGUCCGAACUGAGCCUGAACCUGGUACUGCGGUGCAGUAUACAUACAGCUUGGAGGUUAGAAACUCCAAGCACCAGGCAGAGCUUUUCAAAAGCUGGCAGGCCUUUGUGUCAGAUCCCAAGUUGACUCGAAAGAUGGCAUCCACCCUCACUGUGCUUGAGGGUAGUAUAGUAAUCAGCGGUACCUUCUUCGGCACCAAGGAGGAGUAUGAUAAGUUGAAACUUGGCAGCAAGUUCCCCGGUGCAAAUGGCAGUGCAUUGGUUUUUGAUGAUUGGUUAGGUCUUGUUGCCCACUGGGCCCAGGACCUUAUUUUGAGGUUGGCAGCUGGAAUCCCAACCAAUUUCUACGCAAAGUCUACUUCUUGGACUCCCCAGACUCUGAUGACCUCAGAGACUAUCGACAAAAUGUUCGAAUACAUUAGUACCAUUGACAAGGGUACUUUAGGCUGGUUUCUAUUGUUCGAUCUCCAGGGGGGUUACACCAGUGACAUCCCAACCAACGCUACAUCGUACGCCCAUCGUGACGUACUAAUCUGGCUACAGUCCUACACAAUCAAUUUCUUGGGACACAUCUCCCAGACUCAGAUUAAUUUCCUCGAUGGGCUGAAUAAAAUUGUCACCGACAUGGCCCUUCCCUACACUGCCUACCCGGGUUACGUUGAUCCUCUUCUGCCCAAUGCCACCGAGGCAUACUGGGGCACCAAUCUCCCCCGACUACAGCAGAUCAAAGAGCAAGUUGAUCCAGAUAAUGUGUUUCGGAAUCCACAGAGCCCAUCUAUCUACCGCAUAAAAGGAGCCUUUGUGACAAAUCAUCGGAUCUUCCACACUCAGAACUACGCUGAGCAGUCAUAA